This is a messenger RNA of Photinus pyralis (common eastern firefly), 791 nucleotides long. RefSeq names its product transformation/transcription domain-associated protein-like. Lineage: Eukaryota; Metazoa; Arthropoda; Insecta; Coleoptera; Lampyridae. Gene Ontology annotation, cellular component: SAGA complex; NuA4 histone acetyltransferase complex; nucleus. Gene Ontology annotation, molecular function: transcription coregulator activity; protein binding. Gene Ontology annotation, biological process: regulation of DNA-templated transcription; DNA repair. The transcript has 5 exons. The record is from RefSeq and is a predicted model, not a curated record. The coding region runs from base 62 to 697 and encodes 211 amino acids.
UAGAGGUAUCAAGGCGAGCCACCAGGUGUAUCGUGACAUACUGAAGGGUGUGCAAAACAUAAUGGUACCGAGAAACAUGUUAAGGAAAUGGGCGCUCGCCACUUUUCAAUCGGCCACGGACUAUUGGCAGUUUCGGAAGAUGUUUACCCUACAGUUGUCGUUGGCCUGUUUCGCGGAGUAUGUUUUACAUUUGACCCGCCUUAAUCCCGACAUGAUGUACAUGCAUCAGGAUUCUGGUCUUGUGAAUAUUUCGUAUUUUAAGUUUGACGUCGACGAUAGUACAGGUGAAUUAGACACAACUAGGCCCGUUCCAUUUAGACUGACUCCCAAUAUACUCGAAUUUCUGUCGGCCGUUAGCGUUAACGGCCCCCUAACCGCCGCAAUGAUCGCAACCGCGAGGUGCUUCGUCUAUCCAAAUUUCAAGGUUCAAGCGAUUUUAAAGACGAUAUUGCGAGACGAAAUGGUGCUGUCGCGAAUAAAAAAAUCGGACGACGGCGAAUCGAACAAUCAAGAGAAAUUGACCGAUAGCGAGCAGUUAAUCACGGUUGUAAAUAAGGCAGUGGCGGCGGUCAAUAAUAGACUUAACAGUCUCGCUCAUUUCGACGGAUUGGAUAGCAAAAUCGGAACUUUGGUUGCAGCCGCCAGCAGCCAUGACAAUUUGUGUCGAAUGGAUCCCGCUUGGCAUCCGUGGUUGUGAUGUGUAUAUAUAGACGUUUCUUUUACUUCGUUGUAUAAACGUUUAAUUUAUUGUAAACAAUGUGAUUAUGCAGUAUUAUCACAUCUCUAGCGCU